Molecule: messenger RNA, 2040 nt
Organism: Coccidioides posadasii C735 delta SOWgp
Lineage: Eukaryota; Fungi; Ascomycota; Eurotiomycetes; Onygenales; Onygenaceae
Source: RefSeq, a predicted model, not a curated record
UCCGGCUUCAAAGGCAUCGAGAGCAAUCGUAUCCAGUCUCUUUUGAAUUCUCUACCCCCGGUUUCCUGCAUUCGAAGCCAUAAAAAAUAUGCAUCUGACAACGGCUAUUGCUGCCACUGCUCUUGUGGCUACUCCCGCUUGGGCUAUUGGUUCAUUUAAUUUUCCAGACAACAAUAUUCAUCACGGAGUUCACGAAGACAACCAUGCUCCACAGGCUUGCCUCAGGGCUUGCUGGCAUCGUCCCCGUUUAUGUCCCGCGCGCAUGAUUGUUCUUAGAGUGGGCAAUUGCUGGACUUGCUGUCGACAGGGUCAUGAUGCGGACGACAACAUGAUACAUAAGUUCUUCAAGGGUGGCCACCACGCAGAAAACGAUAACAUGAUACAUAAGCUUUUCAAGGGUCGCGGCCACGCGGAGAAUGACAAUUUGCUAAACAAACUAUUCAAAGGUGGUGACCAAACGGAAAACAACCACGGGCACUUCGAGGAUGAUAACAACAUGCACGAAGGCUUGAAGCACAUACAAUUCGGCGGCGGAGACCAUCACGGUGACUCCAAGCAUGGCCGCCACAUGCACCACGACAAGGAAUAUGGACACUCCAAACACGGCGGCCAUAUGCAGGAUGAGAAGAAACAUGGUGACUUCAUGCAUGGUGGCCACAAGCAUGAUGGCCACAAGCACGGCGGCCAUGGACACGACGGCCACAAGCAUGGCGGCCAUGGACACGGCGGCCAUGGACACGACGGCCACAAGCACGGCGGCCAUGGACAUGAUGGCCACAAGCACGGCGGCCAUGGACAUGAUGGCCACAAGCACGGCGGCCAUGGACACGACGGCCACAAGCACGACGGCCACAAGCACGGCGGCCAUGGACAUGAUGGCCACAAGCACGGCGGCCAUGGACACGACGGCCACAAGCACGAUGGCCACAAGCACGGCGGUCACAAGUACGGCGGCCAUGGACACGACGACCACAAGCACGGCGGCCAUGGACACGACGGCCACAAGCACGACGGCCACAAGCACGACGGCCACAAGCACGACGGCCACAAGCACGACGGCCACAAGCACGACGGCCACAAGCACGGCGGCCAUGGACAUGAUGGCCACAAGCACGGCGGCCAUGGACACGACGGCCACAAGCACGACGGCCACAAGCACGGCGGCCAUGGACAUGAUGGCCACAAGCACGGCGGCCAUGGACACGACGGCCACAAGUACGGCGGCCAUGGACACGACGACCACAAGCACGGCGGCCAUAUGCAGGAUGAGAAGGAACAUGGUGACUUCAUGCAUGGUGGCCUCUUGCAACCCGGAAAGCAACAUGGUGACUUCGUGCAUGGUGACCACAUGCAACACGACAAGGAAUGUGGACACUCCAAACACGGCGGCCAUAUGAAAGAUGAAAAGAGGCAUGGUGACAAGCACGACGGCCACAAGCACGACGGCCAUGGGCACGGCGGCCAUGGACAUGAUGGCCACAAGCACGGCGGCCAUGGACAUGAUGGCCACAAGCACGGCGGCCAUGGACAUGACGGCCACAAGCACGGCGGCCAUGGACAUGAUGGCCACAAGCAUGACGGCCACAAGCACGAUGGCCACAAGCACGGCGGCCAUGGGCACGACGAAAAUGAAUGUGGACACUCCAAGGGCGGCGACCACGGAAAGACAUACGGACGCUUCAGGGGCAGGCACGGAAAGAACUGCGAGGCCUAAGUUUCUACUAGGAGAACGGAAAGUUCUUCUAGGAUGGCAUCGGGAGAUGAAGCGGAGAACCGACCAUAUUUGUCCUAUAUUAGAAUCCGAAGUGAGGCGGUGUCUAAGCGGGGAUAGAAUUUGGAACUGCAGUGGCUUUUAUCUUUGUUUCUCUUGUCGGCAAGUUUCUAUCUUCGAUGUUGCGAUCCGAGAUGAACUUUGAAUGUUGCUCCCAUGAUUGUUAUUCUUUAUUUCAGGGUGAUUUGCCUGUCUUUACUAUUUUAUCUCGGGAUCCUCGAGUUUAUAUAUUUGUAAUAUUAAAAGCUUUUUUGUCAAACAAACAGGAA